Girardinichthys multiradiatus is the source of this 1879-nucleotide messenger RNA. Its product is annotated as rho GTPase-activating protein 8-like. Gene Ontology annotation, molecular function: GTPase activator activity. The transcript has 12 exons. Gene Ontology annotation, biological process: small GTPase-mediated signal transduction; negative regulation of endocytic recycling. Gene Ontology annotation, cellular component: cytoplasm. The coding region runs from base 329 to 1627 and encodes 432 amino acids. NCBI's taxonomy places the organism in Eukaryota, Metazoa, Chordata, Actinopteri, Cyprinodontiformes, Goodeidae. The record is from RefSeq and is a predicted model, not a curated record.
UGUUUCUCCCGGUGGAAUCUCGCUUUGUAAAAGGGAAAAACUGCUAACUUAUUUUCUUCACUGUGUGUCUUGUCAGUCUUUUUAAUGUAUGAAGAAGGAACUCGUUUGCUUCUUGUCCAUGAAGAGUUAACUCAGUUCUUUCUUUGUUUUCCAACUCCACUUGUCGUUGGAGUCAUCUGACUACCAAAGCAAUGUAAUCCAAGCAAAUAGUGCUGAUAAAACAGAAACUAUGAGAUGGCUGGACUUCUGCAGGCGAACCUUGAUUACAAGUGGUGCAGCUAGAACAAGCCUUUGAUGGUCAGUUUCCACCCAUCAAGCAGCUGAGCUGAUGUUCCUUCUCAGAGGUGGAAGGGUGGUUCUCUCCCAUUCAAGGCAAAUGUACCGAAGCCCUGAUGAACUGCAGAGAGAGGAAGAGGAGGAUGAGGAGGAGCAGAAGAGGGUCCCUGAUGGUCCCAGCAGCACCUUCAACCCUGAUCCUUCCCAUCCGUACUAUGAUGUGGCUCGACAUGGAAUCAUCCAGGUGUCGGGAGAUGAUAACUACGGCAGGAAGCUGAUCGUCUUCAGCAGCUGCUGCCUCCCCCCGUCACACCAGCUGAACCACCGUCGCCUUCUCGAGUACCUGAAGUUCACGCUGGACCAGUACGUGGAGAUGGACUACAUCCUGGUUUACUUCCACUACGGCCUCAGGAGCAGCAACAAGCCCUCGCUCAAGUGGCUGCGCGAAGCCUACAGCGAGUUUGACCGGAAGUACAAGAAGAACCUGAAGACCCUCUACGUCGUCCAUCCUACAAACUUCAUCCGGAUCAUCUGGAACCUCUUUAAACCUCUGAUCAGUCACAAGUUCGGAAAGAAGCUGACGUAUGUGAACUACCUGACGGAGCUGCGAGAACACCUGAACUACGACCAGCUCUUCAUCCCCGCAGACGUCCUCAGGCAUGACGAGAAGCUGCGAGCGGCUCAGAAGGGUGGACCCCCUCCAUCGGUGAAAACGCCGCCUCCUCGGCCCCCUCUGCCCACGCAGCAGUUUGGUGUCAGCCUGCAGUACAUCAGGGAGAAGAACCAUGAGGCAAUCAUCCCACCGGUAAUGGUUCAGACCGUGGCCUACCUGAAGGAGAAAGGUCUGAGGACAGAAGGGAUCUUCAGGCGUUCAGUUCGUGUCCAGAUCAUGAAGGACGUCCAGAAACUCUACAACCUGGGUAAGCCGGUGAACUUCGAUCUGUACCAGGAUGUCCACGUUCCCGCGGUUAUCCUGAAGACGUUCCUCAGAGAGCUUCCUGAGCCGCUGCUCACCUUCAGAGUCUACAACCAGGUCCAGGAGCUCCUCAAUGUGGAGAGCAGCCUGCGGGCGACCAGGUGCAAGCAGAUCGUUGAAAGUCUUCCUGAACACAACUUCAUCGUAGUGAAAUUUCUGAUCUGUUUCCUGCACAUGGUUUCUCAGGAAAGCAUCAUCAACAAGAUGAGCGCCUCCAACCUGGCCUGCGUCUUCGGCGUGAACCUGGUUUGGCCUCGUCACGGUUCCAUCUCUCUGAACGCUCUGACGCCCAUCAACAUCUUCACUGAGAUCCUCAUCGAACACUUCAACACCGUGUUCGGCUCCCGCUGUCCACCUGCUCAGGUAACCCCGUGACCCCAGCUGCUGAGGAACCCUGAAAGGUCCAAGUGAUCCAGAAGGAACGCUUAGGUCUUUUCAGACCCUCUGAAGAUCUCUGUUACAUUGAAAUAUCUGAACUUUAAUUAUCAGGACACUACAGAACAUACAGACACAAUAUGGUGAUUUGUUUUUUUUUUUUUGUCUUUAGGAACCUGUUUUAUCUGUUGUACAGAACAUAUUUAAUGUGUUGUUUUAAUAAAACCCAAAACUUUCCUAUAAGACUUGAAA